Messenger RNA from Pneumocystis murina B123, 393 nucleotides. RefSeq lists its product as hypothetical. The transcript is spliced from 4 exons. Gene Ontology annotation, molecular function: heme binding. Gene Ontology annotation, cellular component: membrane; intracellular membrane-bounded organelle. The record is from RefSeq and is a predicted model, not a curated record. NCBI's taxonomy places the organism in Eukaryota, Fungi, Ascomycota, Pneumocystomycetes, Pneumocystales, Pneumocystaceae. Bases 1 to 393 code for a protein of 130 amino acids.
AUGGUAGAAAAUAUUGAGAUCAACACCUUAAGAAAGAUAGAAGCAUCAGAAGUUGCUAAACAUGUUACUCGAGAUGAUAUUUAUAUGGUUAUUGAUAAAAUGGUGUAUAAUGUUAGUCCUUUUAUAAACGAACAUCCUGGUGGAGAAGAAGUAUUACUUGAUGUUGCAGGUAAAGAUGCUACAGACGCUUUUGAAGAUGUUGGACAUUCAGAUGAAGCCAGAGAUAUAUUGAAAAAACUUGUUGUUGGAAAAUUAGAAGGAAAAAUGGAAGAAUCAGAGUUGAGAGUAAAACCAGAUUUAUCAGUUUCCAGAAAUAAUUUUAAUUUGAAGUUAUGUAUAAUAACAGUUUCUGUAUCAGUUUUCUCUUUUUUGAUGUAUAUGUUUCUUUUUUAA